GGAAACUGUCUUUUCCGCUGUUAAAAAGUUAUAAUGAAGGAUAAAAGAAGGCCGAAGUGUCGGGAGAAGGAGAGCUGAUGAUUUUUGUUUUCUGGAUGUUUUGUGGAGUUUUAUACCAUGGAUUAUCAAGUAAUGGGCUGGUUAUUAUGGGUUCACCUUCUCAUCUGCGCUCCGCUCAUGGGAUGUUUCGACUUACACCUCUAUGACACUUUACAUUCAGGAGCUGUUCUGGCCAAUUUGUCACUGGGACCAGGCUGGACGUAUAAAAUAGACAGGGCUUUAACUUCUAAAUACAUUGGAAACUUUAUAAAAGUGGAUUGGAGAGAUGGAGCAGUGCGUUUGAACGGAGACUUGGACUGUGUGCGCGCGCCUCAGAGCGCACUGCCUCUUUAUUUCAAAAUCAAAUCAUUUACGACUGAAGGACAAGUUAACGCACAUUUUAAUGUAUUUGUGCACGGACGGAAUUGCGUGUUCAAAUAUAAAAGAAAGAGAGCUACCAAGUGUGAUGUUAACGUGGAUUACAUUUAUAACUUGGGAGUAACUUCCUGCUUUUCUCCAGGUAAUUUACUACUCCGUCUCGGAGACUAUUUACCUGUCUUCACACGAAACUCUGGUGCUUUAGGAUAUUCUUGCACCUCAGAACAUUUGAAAGUGUUCGUGCUUAACGGGACCUUAUUUGUGAAGGACGCGUACUGUUUGGAAACGGACUUGAAAGACACUAUUCACUGUUCGUUUUACGAUUCACACGGUGAGCGAUUGUCCAUGUGUCUUAAAUUACGCUUCACAUCAGUCCAUACUUCUUCGUUAGAGUCUAUGCAACACGAAUCAAGUCACUGGAAAUCUAGAAUAAAGCGAGCAGUGAAUUCAGCGCCUCAGUUUCAGUUGCCGAACUACCAGGUUUCCGUGCCCGAGAACGAGCCGGCGGGCACGCGCGUCAUCACCCUCAAGGCGACUGACAGCGAUCCUGGAGAGGCGGGAAAAAUCGAGUACGGCAUGGAAGCGUUAUUCGACAGCCGUUCCAACGAUUUUUUUCGCAUAGACCCUCAAACCGGCAGCAUCAAGACGGUCCAGCCCUUAGAUAGAGAGGUCAAAGACACGCACGUUUUUAAAGUCACAGCGACCGAUAACGGUACGCCGCGACGCGCGGCUACGUCAUACCUGACCGUUACCGUUAGCGACACCAAUGACCACGGGCCUGUUUUCGAGCAAAAUGAAUACAGGGUCAGGAUACGUGAAAAUGUAGAGGUCGGUUUUGAGGUCAUAACAGUGAGGGCCACAGAUGGAGAUGCGCCAUCAAAUGCAAACAUGAUAUAUAAGAUUGUAAACGGUGAUGGUGUGAAUUCUGGGUUCGAAAUUGAUUCUCGAAAUGGACUGGUGAAGAUUCGACUGCGUCCUGAUAGAGAAACCAUGGCCCAGUAUCAGUUGAUAGUAGAGGCGAACGACCAAGGGAAGGACCCCGGGCCUCGCAGUGCCACCGCCACAGUGCACAUCACAGUUGAGGAUGAAAACGACAACUAUCCCCAGUUUAGCGAGAAAAGAUAUGUCGUUCAGGUGCCAGAGAAUGUUGCGGUGAACACUAAAAUCGCCCAGGUGGAAGCCACUGACCGAGAUGAGGGCAAUAAUGCCAAGGUUCAUUACAGUAUAAUCAGUGGCAAUGUAAAGGGCCAGUUCUUCAUUCACACCCCUACUGGAACCAUUGAUGUCAUAAACCCUCUAGACUACGAAAUGAUCAGGGAGUAUAAUUUACGCAUAAAGGCCCAGGAUGGCGGCAGGCCUCCUCUUAUUAACGGCACAGGUGUGGUGGUUGUCCAAGUGGUGGAUGUGAAUGACAAUGCCCCUAUGUUUGUAAGCACUCCAUUCCAAGCCACCGUUUUAGAGAACGUUCCCAUGGGGUAUUCUGUGAUUCACAUCCAAGCCAUCGAUUCAGACUCGGGCGAAAACGCCCGUUUGGAAUACCGCCUCACCGACACCACUCCUGGCUUCCCUUUCACCAUUAAUAACAGCACUGGCUGGAUAACGGUCUGCAUCGAGCUGGACAGGGAAACCACUGAGUUUUACACCUUUGGAGUAGAGGCAAGAGACAAUGGAGUUCCAGUAAUGUCGUCCUCAGCCAGUGUCAGCAUCACUGUCCUGGACGUGAAUGACAAUAUCCCUACCUUCACUGAAAAGGUGUACUCACUAAAAAUCAAUGAAGAUGCGGUUGUAGGGACCAGCGUGUUAAGUGUUACAGCACUGGAUCGUGAUGUAAACAGUGUGGUCACCUAUCAAAUUUCCAGUGGUAACACUCGGAACAGGUUUGCCAUCACGAGUCAAAGUGGAGGUGGGCUCAUCACACUGGCAUUGCCAUUGGAUUACAAACAAGAACGCCAGUACGUCCUGACUGUCACCGCCUCUGAUGGUACACGCUUUGACACUGCACAGGUCUUCAUCAACGUAACUGAUGCUAACACUCACAGGCCUGUUUUCCAGAGCGCCAGCUACCAUCAAACCUUCAGCGAGGACCGACCCAUUGGAUCAACUGUUGUGGUGAUCAGUGCAACAGAUGAGGAUACAGGUGAGAAUGCACGUAUUACUUAUGUUAUGGAGGACAAAGUUCCGCAAUUUAAAAUUGACCCGGACACAGGUGCCAUCACGACGCAAAUGGAAAUUGACUAUGAAGAUCAGGCCUCCUACACAUUGGCUAUCAUUGCCCGUGACAAUGGAAUCCCACAGAAGUCUGAUACUACCUACGUGGAAAUCAUUGUUUUGGACGCCAAUGAUAAUGUUCCACAGUUUGGGAGGGACAAAUAUCAAGGCAUUGUGUUUGAAGAUGCACCUAUUUUCACAAGUGUGCUACAGAUCUCGGCUUCGGACAGAGACUCUGGGUCUAACGGAAGGUUGAGUUACACAUUUCAAGGUGGUGAUGAUGGAGAAGGAGACUUCAUGAUUGAGCAAUAUUCAGGAAUUAUCAGAACCAACCGGAAGCUGGACAGAGAGAACGUUCCAGUGUAUAACCUGAAGGCCUAUGCUGUAGAUAGAGGUGUUCCUCCUCUCAAAGCAGCAGUGGAGAUCCAGAUCUCUGUGUUGGACAUAAAUGACAAUGCUCCUGUGUUUGAGAAGGAUGAACUGUUUAUCUAUGUCAAAGAGAAUAGCCCUGUUGAUUCAGUGGUGGCCAGAAUCACCGCCAUGGACCCAGAUGAAGGAACCAACGCUCAGAUAUUGUACCAGAUUGUGGAAGGAAAUAUCCCUGAGGCCUUCGACUUGGAUAUGUUCACGGGAGACUUGAAGGCUCUUGUGGAUUUGGACUACGAGACCAAAAUCGAGUAUGUGAUAGUCGUACAGGCCACGUCCGCACCUCUGGUCAGCCGAGCAACUGUCCACAUUCGUCUGGUUGAUGUCAACGACAAUGAUCCUGUCCUGCAUAAUUUUGAGAUUAUCUUCAAUAACUAUGUCACCAAUAAAUCCAACAGCUUCCCAUCUGGGAUAAUAGGAAAGGUGCCUGCCCAUGACCCAGAUGUGUCGGAUAAACUCAAGUAUAGUUUCAUUGAGGGAAAUGAGCUAAGUUUGCUCAUUCUAAACCCCGAUACCGGAGAGCUAAAACUCAGCAAAGAUCUGGAUAACAACAGACCUCUGGAAGCCACCAUGAAAGUUUCAGUCACUGACGGUAUCCACCAAGUGACGGCCAUGUGCACUCUCCGAGUGACCAUCAUCACUGACGAGAUGCUUACAAACAGCAUCACGGUGCGUCUGGAGAACAUGUCCCAGGAACGCUUCCUGUCCCCGCUCCUGUCUCUCUUCGCUGAAGGUGUGGCAGCCAUCCUUUCAACCAGCCGCGAGGGCGUUUUUAUCUUCAACGUACAGAACGAUACUGAUGUCAGUGGCAACAUCCUCAACGUCACCUUCUCUGCCUUACUCCCUGGAGGAGCUCCGGAUCGCUACUUCCCCUCAGAGGAACUCCAGGAGCAAAUCUAUCUGAACCGGACUCUGUUACAGAUGAUCUCCAGCCAGAACGUCCUUCCCUUUGAUGACAACAUCUGCCUAAGGGAACCUUGCGAGAACUACAUGAAGUGUGUCUCUGUGUUGAAAUUCGACAGCUCGCCACCUUUUAUAGCUUCCGACACAGUUCUGUUCAGGCCGAUCCAUCCCAUUAAUGGUCUCCGCUGCCGUUGUCCUGUCGGCUUCACUGGCGACUACUGUGAAACCGAGAUUGACCUGUGCUACUCUGGACCAUGCCAGAACAACGCCCGCUGUCGCAGUCGAGAAGGAGGGUACACUUGCGAGUGUCUGGAGGACUUCACAGGUGAGAAUUGUGAAGUGGAUGCCCGCUCUGGCCGCUGUGUCCCUGGUGUGUGUAAGAACGGAGGGGAGUGUGUCAACCUGCUGGUGGGCGGCUUCACGUGCCAUUGUCCGUCUGGAGAGUACGAGAAGCCUUUCUGCGAGAUGACAACCCGCAGCUUUCCCGGGCAGUCCUUCAUUACCUUCCGAGGCCUGAGACAGAGAUUCCACUUCACCGUCUCCUUCAUGUUUGCCACAAGAGAGAGAAAUUCUCUUCUACUCUACAACGGCCGUUUUAACGAGAAACACGACUUCAUAGCUGUGGAGAUCAUUGAAGAACAGAUCCAGCUCACCUUCUCAGCAGGAGAGGCAAAAACGACUGUGGCAACUUUCGUGCUAGGUGGAGUUAGCGAUGGCCAGUGGCAUUCGGUCCAGCUUCACUACUACAACAAGGACAGCCUGCACCUGCUGGACUCCAGUGGUGUGCUGAGCGUCCAUCUGUAUACCGCUUGGCUGGAGCUCACUCAUAAGGAGCCUAAGAUCAGCCAUUUAGGAUUGCCUCAUGGACCGUCGGGUGAGAAAGUGGCGGUAGUUGCCGUGGACGACUGUGACAUCGCCAUGGCUGUGCGUUUCGGCAGUCAGAUUGGCAACUACACAUGCGCCGCCCAGGGCACUCAGACCGGACAGAAAAAGUCUUUGGAUCUCACUGGACCUCUUCUACUUGGUGGGGUGCCCAACCUCCCGGAGGAUUUCCCAGUACGGAACCGAGACUUUGUGGGUUGCAUGAGAAACCUGACGAUUGACAGCAAACCCAUUGACAUGGCCAGCUACAUCGCCAACAAUGGCACCACAGAAGGCUGUCCUGCGAAGAAGAAUUUCUGCUAUGAGGGCUUGUGUCAACACGGCAGUCAGUGUGAAAAUAAAUGGAACACCUACUUCUGUGACUGUCCUGAAGGCAGAGGUGGCAAGAACUGUGAUCAGGUCAUGCCUUCACCGCAGCACUUUGACGGUCAGGCCAUGGUGUCAUGGAAUGAGCCUGAUAUCACCAUCGCUGUACCCUGGUACAUAGGGCUGAUGUUCCGCACCAGAGAGACCACUAGAACAUCAAUGCUGAUGCAGAUCAAUGCUGGUGGCGCCUCGCAAAUUAACCUUCUGUUGAGGGACAAGUAUGUGCGGUUUGAAGUUCUUCUGGGAGAGCAGAGGGUGGCCAUGCUGGAUUUCCCAGAGGUUCGAGUGAAUGAUGGGGAAUGGCACCACCUUCUUGUGGAGCUGAGGAGCAGCAAAGAUGGCACAGACACCAAGUACAUGGCACAGGUGUUCUUGGACUACGACAUGUUCAUGAAGUCAGCCGAGAUUGGGAAUGAACUGCCUGGACUCAAGCUGAGGAGUCUGUUUGUCGGUGGACUUCAGGGAUGGAGUAACAGUGUUCAGCAGGGCUUUAAGGGAUGCAUGCAGGGUGUGAGGAUGGGCGAGACCGCCACCAACAUGGCAAACAUUAACAUGCAGCAGGCGCUAAAGAUCCACAUAGAGGAGGGCUGUGAUCUGUCUGACCCUUGUGACUCCAACAUCUGCCCUGAGAACAGCGAGUGCACAGACGACUGGAGCGCGCACACCUGCACCUGUGACCCCGGUUUCUUUGGGAAAGAAUGUGUAGAUGCGUGUCAUCUAAACCCGUGUGAGCAUUUGUCCACAUGUGUUCGUAAGCCGAGUUCUUCUCACGGUUACACCUGUGAGUGCAGUCAGGACUACUAUGGACAGUACUGCGAGAACAAGGUGGAGAAACCAUGUCCUCGGGGUUGGUGGGGCAGCCCAAUGUGUGGCCCUUGUAACUGUGAUGCCAGCAAAGGGUUCAACCCUGACUGCAACAAGACUACAGGAGAAUGUCGUUGCAAGGAUAACUACUAUCAACCAAAGGGCAGUGACACAUGUUUCCCCUGUGACUGCUUCCAUUUGGGUGCCAACUCUCGAACCUGCGACCCAGAGACGGGUCAGUGCCCCUGUAAGGCGGGCGUGAUUGGCCGGCAGUGCAACCGCUGUGACAACCCUUUUUCUGAAGUCACCGUCUCUGGCUGUGAGGUUGUGUAUAACGCCUGCCCGAAGGCCUAUGAUGCUGGAAUCUGGUGGCCAAGAACCAUAUUUGGACGUCCAGUCGCUAUGAAUUGCCCCAAGGGAUCUAUUGGCACUGCCGUCAGACACUGCAGCGAUGAGAAGGGCUGGCUGCCCUCUGAACUCUUCAACUGUACCACAAUCACCUUCUCCCACCUCAAGAAACUGAAUGAGGAGUUGCAUCGUAAUGAAUCAAGGAUAGACGGGCAAAAAUCGAAGGAGAUCGCUCGCAUGUUACAGAACGCCACAGAUCAGACCAGCUCCUUCUACGGGAAUGACGUUAAGACCACGUACCAGCUCAUUACCUGGAUUCUGCGCUAUGAGAGCCAGCAGCAGGGCUUUAACCUGGCUGCCAUGCGGGAUAGCAAAUUUCAUGAGAACCUCGUGAAGGCUGGCAGUGCAAUCCUGGAUGCCAGGAAUAAAGAGCACUGGGAUCAGAUACAGAGGACAGAAGGGGGUACGGCACAUCUGCUGAAGAACUUUGAGGAUUACGCCAACACUGUAGCUCAGAACAUGAGGAAGACCUACCUAAAACCCUUCAUCAUCAUUACAGAAAAUAUGAUUUUUGCAUUAGAUUAUUUGGAUCCAAUGUAUCCGGAUGAAGCAAAAAUCCCCAAUUUACAAAAAAGUGACCAAGAGUGUCCGAAAGACUUGAAAUCAUCUGUUUUGUUCCCAGAAUUCAGCUUCAAAUCAUCAGAUCAUAAAGUUUCUCCUACGGAUGAUGAAGCAUCUCAGAGCAGCUUUGAUGAAGAGCACGAUCAGGCCUUGAGGAAGAAGAGGUACAUUGAGAAUCUUCCUCCAUUUCCUGUGGCUGCAGUCAUCGUCUAUAGAACUUUGGGUCAGCUGUUACCAGAGCAUUAUGAUCCUGACCGCCGCAGUCUCAGGCUACCAAACCGUCCGGUCAUUAAUACGCCCAUCGUUAGCACAACCGUAUACAGUGAAGGCGAGCUGUUACACAUGCCUCUGGAGCGACCAAUCACACUGGACUACAACUUGUUAGAGACGGAGGAGAGAACUAAACCUGUGUGUGUGUUCUGGAACCACUCGAUCAAUGUUGGAGGAACUGGCGGCUGGUCGUCUAAAGGAUGUGACCUUAUCUCCAGAAACCACACCCACAUCAGCUGCCAGUGCAAUCACAUGACCAGCUUUGCCGUCCUAAUGGACAUCUCCAAGAGAGAGCAUGGAGAUGUUCUUCCUCUGAAGAUCGUCACAUACACCACCGUCUCCGCCUCCCUGCUGGCCCUCCUCAUCACCUUCAUCCUGCUGGCCAUCCUGCACAAACUACGCUCCAAUCUCCACAGCAUCCAUAAGAACCUGGUGGCUGCACUUUUCUUCUCCGAGCUCGUCUUCCUCAUAGGAAUCAACCAGACCGACAACCCGUUUGUGUGUACAGUGAUCGCCAUCCUCCUGCACUACUUCUACACGUGUACGUUUGCCUGGAUGUUUGUUGAGGGUUUGCACAUUUACCGCAUGCUCACUGAGGUCAGGAACAUCAACCACGGCCACAUGCGCUUCUACUACGCCAUCGGUUGGGGAAUACCUGCCAUCAUUACAGGUCUGGCUGUGGGUCUAGAUCCUCAAGGCUUUGGGAACCCUGACUUCUGCUGGCUGUCUGUCCACGACACUCUUAUCUGGAGCUUUGCAGGACCCAUCGCUGUCGUAGUGCUGGUCAACAUUGUUAUCUUUGUGCUGGCGGUGAAGGCAUCGUGUGGCCGCCGACAACGUUCUUUCGAGAAAUCCGGGGUCAUUCCUGCUCUGCGGAUGGCCUUCCUGCUCCUGUUGCUCAUUAGCGCCACCUGGCUUCUGGGUUUAAUGGCAGUUAAUAGUGACGUCAUGACCUUCCACUACCUGUUUGCCAUCUUCAGCUGUCUACAGGGCAUAUUCAUCUUCUUCUUCCACAUUGUGUUCAAUAAAGAGGUGAGAGAGAAUCUGAAGAGCGUUUUCACUGGGAAGAAACUGUUACCUGACGAGUCGAGCACCACACGCACCACCCUGCUCACGCGUACACUGAACUGUAAUAACACAUACAUGGAAGACGGUGCCCUGUACCGCUCGGCCAUCGGCGAGUCAACAGUAUCUCUGGAGAGCACAGUCAGAGAGGAGUUUGGUCAGAAGCCUAGUGUCUCCUCUGGAAAUGCUAAAGUCGGUCUCACUGAUAUCGACGGCUCACUCUUCCGAAACGGCACUAAAGCAGAUGACUCAGAUUCAGACAGUGAGCUCUCUGUGGAUGAACACAGCAGUUCAUACGCAUCCUCUCACUCGUCCGACAGCGAAGAUGAAGACAUCAACAUGAAGCCAAAGUGGAAUAAUGAGAGACAGCCAUUGCACAGCACUCCAAAAGUAGACACAGUGUCCAAUCGCGUGAAGCCUUCCUGGCCGACUGAAUCCAUGACUGCCAGUGACAGUGAAGAUCCUGGAGGGGCGGAGAGACUGAGAGUGGAGACUAAAGUCAACGUGGAGCUUCAUCAGGAGAAUAAACUCAAUCACACUGGAGAGAACGCUCAGGACAAAGACAACCCAACACCCUCCAUCCAAUCCAACAGCAAUCACCAGCCUGAACAGAGGAAGGGUAUUUUGAAGAAUAAGAUCACAUACCCCCCUCCACUCACAGACAAAAACAUGAAAAACAAACUAAGGGAGAAGCUGUCAGACUACAACCCCCCUGCCAUCUCCUCCAGAGCGCCCUCUAUAACGUCAAAUGACGGGGGAAAUGGACACAAUGUCCUGAUCAAGUCCCCUCACCAGCCUCCUGUCACUCCACGUGAGCAGCAGAACGGGAUGGCCAUGAAUCUGAGAUCAGGGACUGUCAACGGCGGCAACCAGUCAGAUUCUGACGGCAGUAAUGAAACAUCAAUCUGACCCAGCAGGAAUCCUGAGUAACCCCUCAUAAGGGGUGAAUAUCAGUCCUUGGCUGUGGGAGGAAGGUGGACACCCAAAGACCCUCCCCAUCGUUGCACCUUGCUCUCCAGCGGGUCCCUAGGGUCCAGGCUCCAUUGGAGAACAGUAUUACUGCAGAUGUCUGCCUGUUAAAUGGACAAUAAAGAAAAAGGGAAUGUAUGUAAAUACACAAGAGGAGGUCAGCGAGGAUAUAUGGAAACUGUGCCAAACCACUAGACGUUGGAAUCCACCCUCUGGGAUGCCGAUCGGCACACUCAGUCCAAGUGGACUUGAAGAGACACACUAGACUUUGUGUAAAUUUCUAUGUUUUACCACUAGUGCUUUCUUAAAACUGUGCAAGUGUGCACACAAUCACACAAGGCUGGAACUGUAAAGAGACAUUUUCCGUUUACGAAGUUACGCAAAUCUCGAAAUGCUGAAAUUCUCAUCAAGUGCCCUGCUUGGCCCGUCCUCAUAGAGGAAAUCGGCCUCUUAACAAAUGCCUUCCUCAUGUAAUUACUGUGUAGAUAUUUGUUUGGAAAUUUUAAUAUUUUGUAUGUGAAUUUUAAGGCACAUUUGUACAUUGAAAUGAGUGUUUGUAAUAUCAUUUAAUGCAAGAUUAUUUUUAUCCUGUGUGGUUAAAUUGAAUGAUUCGGGUUGCUAUGGUGCUGUAAUCCCAAAACACAUUUAUUUCAAAGACUAAACCCCAUUAAAACCUUGACAAUAUUCAAUGGUGAUGAUAGAAAUAAUGUUUGAAUUGAAAGAGAUAGCCCUUAAAUUCAAGGACAUGAAUAUGAAUGUGUUUUAUUUGAUAACUAUUAACCCUCUGAUGGUUCACAAUUCAUUUUCAAAAUAUGCAGCUGUGAAAGAGAGUCCCAGGUGUUUUAUAUAAUUUUCCACAAGAAAAGACACUGGAUUUCUUACGACAUAAUUGUAUUUAUUUUUAUGUUUUGAGACACUGGACAAAACUUUUAGCUGUAAAAAUAAAAGCUCU
This is a messenger RNA of Xyrauchen texanus (razorback sucker), 10231 nucleotides long. RefSeq names its product cadherin EGF LAG seven-pass G-type receptor 1a (gene celsr1a). The record is from RefSeq and is a predicted model, not a curated record. Gene Ontology annotation, biological process: cell surface receptor signaling pathway; homophilic cell-cell adhesion; G protein-coupled receptor signaling pathway. Gene Ontology annotation, cellular component: plasma membrane. The coding region runs from base 118 to 9219 and encodes 3033 amino acids. The transcript has 36 exons. NCBI's taxonomy places the organism in Eukaryota, Metazoa, Chordata, Actinopteri, Cypriniformes, Catostomidae. Gene Ontology annotation, molecular function: G protein-coupled receptor activity; calcium ion binding.